This is a messenger RNA of Desarmillaria tabescens, 659 nucleotides long. RefSeq lists its product as uncharacterized. Lineage: Eukaryota; Fungi; Basidiomycota; Agaricomycetes; Agaricales; Physalacriaceae. The coding region runs from base 39 to 659 and encodes 206 amino acids. The transcript is spliced from 3 exons. The record is from RefSeq and is a predicted model, not a curated record.
AGCUGCCACCCUUCACCUUCUCAUCGAUCACCCCCACCAUGUCUAUCCCCCCCUUCAUCUUCAGUCUGCUAUAUGCAUUUCACUACGGCAAUGAUCUUGGAAGCGAGCCUCAUAGGCAACGUCUUCCCACUUUAUUCACGUCCCCGCCAAGCGACUUCGACCCCACCACCUCCGUCCUUUCCUCAUCACAGAACAGCACUAUAUCCUAUCGGUACAUUCACGAUACCAAGCUCCUCGUCAUCUACAAGACCAUGUACGAGUACGCGAAGGACCCCACUGAGAUUCGGAUCUGGCAGCUCCAGCACGACGAAUGGGCAGAUUGCCAUGAGGAAGAGGAGGGGGAGGUGUCGGUUCGCUGUCUGGGGUGCUCGGAGCUCGUGGUGUUCGACGUGUGGGAGGCGCAUCGGGAUGGAUGUUCGGGGAUUGAGGAUAAGAUGGUGCGAGCGGUGAUGGCGGAUAUGGUGAAUGAGGAAGAGGAAGAAGAGGAACGGAGACGGUGCUGGACGAUCAGGUCGCUUCGUGGGUCUCCUGUCGCUGAGAACGCGGACGCAGAUGUUGAGAUUCAGGAUGAUGAGGUGCUUCAGAGUAAGAGGAGGAGCUUGGGGAUGCGGUUGUGUUCGGCCCUUCAUUUCAUCGGGAAUAAGCAUUCGAAGGAAUGA